This is a messenger RNA of Pristis pectinata (smalltooth sawfish), 6628 nucleotides long. Its product is annotated as PR domain zinc finger protein 1-like. Bases 1 to 2286 code for a protein of 761 amino acids. Gene Ontology annotation, biological process: regulation of transcription by RNA polymerase II; cell fate commitment. NCBI's taxonomy places the organism in Eukaryota, Metazoa, Chordata, Chondrichthyes, Rhinopristiformes, Pristidae. Gene Ontology annotation, cellular component: nucleus; cytoplasm. Gene Ontology annotation, molecular function: DNA-binding transcription repressor activity, RNA polymerase II-specific; RNA polymerase II cis-regulatory region sequence-specific DNA binding; histone deacetylase binding. The record is from RefSeq and is a predicted model, not a curated record. The transcript is spliced from 6 exons.
AUGAAGAUGAGAGCUGAGGUGUCGGACAUGAGCCAGUGGAGAGAGGUGGAUUUGGAAGAGAAGUGCACCUACAUUGUAAAUGACCAACCAAGGGACCUGACCAAAAAUACUGAAAUCCCUUGGGCCAGAGCUUCCGUACCCCGAAACCUUACCUUCAAGUUCACAAACACCAAUGAGGUGAUUGGAGUAAUUAGCAGAGAAUACAUACCCCAAGGGACACGCUUCGGGCCAUUGGUUGGGGAUAUCUACACCAAAGACAAUGUCCCAAAGAACAUAAGCAGAAAGUACUUCUGGAGGGUUUAUUCCUCCGGGAGGCUGCAUCAUUUUCUGGACGGCUACAACGAGUGUAAGAGUAAUUGGAUGCGGUACGUGAAUCCCGCACACUCGGCGGCGGAACAGAACCUGGUUGCUUGUCAGAAUGGCACCGACAUUUACUUCUACACAGUGAAACCGAUCCCACCCAGCGAUGAGCUGCUGGUCUGGUACAGCCGAGAGUUUGCUGAGAGGUUGAAUUACCCACCAACUGGCGACAUGGUGAUGCUUAAACUCAAACAAAAUCUCAAGGGAUACAAGGAUCUGGUGCCUGCAUACACUGGGCAGCUACCUCAGAGCCAAGAAGACAUUCAAGAAGGCCAAAAACCAAAUGCUAACAACACAAAGAAUGAGGAAGAGAAAGUGGAUGUGGAGGUGAUCGAAAGAGAUACCCCGCCCAUCACUCCAGACAACCAAAUAAUGGACUUCAGUAAAAAGCUUUACCCAGAUGAUGUGAACAGAUCUGUGUCAGACAAAAAUGGUUCAAAGAUCAAUGAUGUUAAGGAUGAUGAAAGACCACUGGACAGAAACAGUUCAAACCAAAGAUCCAAAAGUUCUGUAAUUCAACAAACCCCUCGCAUUCUGUCUCCCAGCUUGACUACCUCACCUCCCAAUAAACUCCCUCUACCAAUGAAUGGACAUCAUAGCCACGCCGAGGGCUUGGUCUCCUACCCAAUGUAUUCACCUUCAGGCCACCUCCAGCAUCAAUACAUGUAUCCAUACAGCACUCUGUCUCCUCACUAUGCUAGAUUUGUAUUACCCAACUAUUCACCUGGAUUCAAUGGCCUUCACCCACUCAGCAGUCCAGCCACUUUGAACAACAUGAACAACCUCAGCCUGUUUGGCAGAAUGCCCCCAGUUUGUGGUGGUUUUGCAUCAGGAGACUGCCUCUCUUAUCCCAUGAUGAAUCGGACUGUGUUGCCUGUCAUGUUGCCUACAGAAGAAGGCCAAAAGUGUCACAUUCCAGAGCAGCCAAGAGGGGUUCUUAUCCCCGCUCCCACCAGCGCCUUCUCACCCAUGGCUCCAGGAGUGGGCCUGAAGGAAAUGCCUCUCACCCAGCCACCAACUUCAGGUACCUCAAUAAACUCUGAACUGUCAAUGCAGCUGAAAGCUACCUCAUGGGUCCCAGGGAGUGAAGAGGCAAUGAAUCUGAGCAAACCAAAGACCUCUCCCGCAGACUUCCCUGGUUAUAAGUCACUUCCCUAUCCACUAAAGAAACAAAAUGGGAAGAUCAAGUACGAGUGCAACGUGUGUUCUAAGACCUUCGGUCAACUAUCUAACCUAAAAGUGCAUUUGAGGGUCCACAGUGGAGAGAGACCUUUUUCCUGCCACACUUGCAGUAAGACGUUCACACAACUGGCCCAUCUCCAGAAGCAUUACCUUGUACAUACUGGGGAAAAGCCUCACCAGUGUCAGGUGUGUCACAAACGUUUCAGUAGCACCAGUAACCUGAAGACCCACCUUCGCCUGCACUCUGGAGAGAGGCCAUAUCACUGUAAGCAAUGCUCAGCUAAAUUCACCCAGUUCGUCCACCUCAAGCUGCACAGGCGCUUGCACAGCAAGGAGCGGCCACACAAGUGUCACCUCUGUUCCAAGAGCUACAUCCACCAAUGCAGCCUGAAAAUCCACCUAAAUGGCAACUGCUGCAUGGCGCCAGAGACCAGCUGGUCCAAGGAGGAUCUCCUCAAGAUUGAUGAAGAAAUCAAUAGGUUCGACAUUAGUGAAAAUGCAGAAAGAUUUGACAACGCUGCCACAGUAGCAGAGAUGGAGGUGGUAACCGAGCGGCUUAUAGUCCACGGCCUAGACAAGGACCACAAAGAGGACCAAUUCAGAGCAGCAUGUUACAAGAACAAUGGAGGCGAUCAUCCACCCUCUGACCUCAAUGAAAGGGCCAAGACUUCUAAUCUAAUGCAGUUUCCCCAUGGUCCAGCAACUCUGCUCCCCAUCAGGGUCAAGCAAGAAGCCAGUCUAUAAUUGUGUAACAAUCAUUAUCAUGUGUUGGGACUAAUUCAAUGAACUCAUCACCAAAUACGGUACAUUAUGAGAGGAAGGUGUUUGGACAAACUAGAAGGAAAAUUUAUAAUGUUGAACAAAUUGAACCUAGAAAAGAAAACAAAUGUGGACUCAGACUAUUUCCAAACUCUUUCCUGUGCGUUUUGUUUGUUCUUCCCAGAGGGAGUGGUCUCUGUUAUGUGAUCUGACAAAUUGUUAAUUGAUUCUUGCAUUCCUUAUGAGUUCGUAUUCAGUCAGACCAAAAAAGAAGUCCCCUAACACAUGGCCAUUCCUGGGUAUGGGUGAUGUACAGACCCAGCCGUUGCCGUGAUAACCAGUUGUGCUUUCCGUGCUUUCUCAGGGUGUGUUAGAUAUAUUUAUGCAACAGAAAAUGGUAUAUAUUUUUUAUCAGUUAAGAGACAUUCGGAUAUGAGUUUAUUCUUCUAAGGCCUAUAUCUUAUUUAUUAAGAAACAGAACAUUCUCUUUUUUUAAAUAAAGUUCACAAUGACAAAAAUAUGGGGAUUGACUGAUAUCUACAGUAUGACCGAUGAGAAAAUAAUUUAACUAUUUAAAAUGUCUUCCUGCAAAUGGACACAGUAAUGACAAGUUGUUCUUAAUCCUUGACAUCCAUGUUGGUGACUUUGAAGUAAUCAGAUUCUGCAUUUUGUUUGUGUAAGAUUAUGUAGAGACAAUCAGGUGUGACACGUUGUUAGGGCUGGCAAGAUCAAAUCUUAUAUAAAGGUGGACAAUUGAAUCCAACCAGAAACUUGCACACAUACAAUCCCAAAAGCUGAACCCCUGAAGUUUGUCUGGGAAGGUGACCUUUGCUGUCUUUUGGGAGUUAGGAAUGUGGAAGAUGGCACCUCCUCAAUGGAUCUCUGGGACAGAGAGCUCAGGGUUUACUAUAUAUGUUCUGAAUGUGGUGGGAUGGAAUGGAAGAUAGGGGUUUUUAAGGUAGAGGUAAGGCAGCACUCCUUCACCCUCCAGUCCUUGUGAACUGGCUCUUCUUUGUCUGUAUUUUCCUGAAAUACUUCCCAGCAAUUUUCUUCCACUCUUUUGUUCAGAUGUAAAUAGCAGUUCAGGGAUCAAGAGUAAAAUAAAGACAUACCUCUCUCAACUUUAAAGCUUUCUGCCCUAUUGGUGGUCCACAAUGCUGCCCCUCCCUAAUAUAAUAGCCACACUCCUUCAGUUGGCUGGAAUUGAUGUAAAGGUUCCUCUCGCCGUACAUCUUCCAUUCAGAGCAACUAAAUAAACCUGACCUUGGCUCAUAGAUGUACAAUACUGGUGUUAACAUUGGUUAGUGCAGGAUCAGCCUGCAUGCUUAUGGAGAGUGCACUGGAACAAGCACCAGUAGUGGAGCUGACUGCCUCUGAAGUGGGUUACUAUAAGACUGAGGGCUGAGGAAGCAUCUCUUCCAAUGGCAAAAUCCUCCAGUGGCACAACCUGCUGUUGCCAUCUAACAGCUAAGCAAGGACUUGCACAAAUCUGAAAUACUUUAUUACUGGCUGAAUGAUGUCACAUUGAAGUUGAUUCAGAAGCAAAAAAAGGAAUGAACAGAACAUACGUGCAGUUGUAUCGCUUGGAGAUUGCCAAACUGGAGUAGGGUGGGAUGGAAGUGGUGGGUGUAUGUAUGCAGAAGGAUCAAUUAGACGAGUCAUAAAAAUACCAAAAAGACACCCUUGAGGGUUAGACUUGGCAAGGAUGUGAUUUAAGCAAGUCUUAGAGCGUUCAAAUAGAAAGUAUGUAUUUGAGUGAGUUGUCAUUUAUUAUGAAUAGAUAACUAGUAAAAGGCUGCUCAGGGUAAAAUUCUUUCUGAAAAUAAAAACAGAAAAAAAUGGCUUGGUAUUAGUGAAUGAAUAACCAGUGAAACGUAGAAACUUUCUAACAACAUGAGAUAGUCAUACACUGGGAAUAGAAAGGCUGGAAAGAUUCCAUUUGUCAGUUUAAUCUGUUGCUUUGUGAACAUGAUUUAUCUUUCAUCAUUUACACUGAAUUUGGAUUUGAAUAUCUUUGGUGUUGUCUAAAAAGCCCAGUUAACUGCAGCAGUGGAAACCACAAGCAUUGCCAACUUGCACCACAUUGGUCCAAUUAAACUGAAUGGCCAUUUAUGACUGAAUUUGCCUUUUGUUUCUAAAGGCAAGAAGAAAUAUGCACUCUGGCUUUUCUUGUAUGACACUCUAAGAUGUCCAUUGCUUCCACUGUUACCAUGGACUUCAUGGUUAUUAAAAUAUUUCUCCAAUUUCCCUUAUUUCAGAGGUAUCCAUGGCUACUGUGGUUUCUGUAGCUCCUGCCCAAAGCUACACUGAAUUCCAUGGUUUUAAUUAAAGACCCUUGUAUUUAGUGUUUCUAUGCUAAAAAUGAAAGCCCUGCUUCCAUGCAAAGCAAAAAGCUGGUAGUUUCCCUUAACUGGGCUCUCUUGAAUUACUUUUGCUUUUGCUGUAUUUCUUCAUUAGAGGUGCAGUGACUUCAUUUAAAUAUUUCCUGUUGUUCCUCAACUUUUAGCCAGCAUUCCAAAACACCAUGAAAUGUGCUUCCACACAAGUUAAAGUUGAGCUGAACAUGUAGACACAUUGAUUCACUGGACCCAUUUCAGAGUUCCAUAUUAACUGCUGCAUCAAGAUCAAGAUCAAGAUUAAGAUCGAGUCUUGAAUGAUCUCAGUCCAAGGGCUUUGAAGAAAAUUAUACAAAUUCUCAGGAUGGGGUAAUUUGUACAAAGGGGAAGAGAAGCUGAAAAACCCCUAUAUGUGAAGUGAGGCUCACUUGAUUUCACCAUUGACACACCAAGCAUGCACAAAUAGUUUUGCUCUCAUUCACAGGAAUACAUGCAUGAUCUUGUACUUUUUGCUCACACUCUUCCAUGUGCACUGGUACUCACUCUCUCAAAUAUGCUUUCUCACAACUGCCCUCAGACUCAUUUAUACUCAGGACUUGCACUCACUAGGAGACAACUCUAGCCUUUUUUGUCAUGCUCACACACGGCCUCUCACACUGGCACACGCACGCACGCACGCACGCACGCACACACACACACACACAAGAACAAACACGUACUUGGACAAAUGCAGGUAGACAAUAACAAAUAUCAACAAUUGUCCAAUUGUCAGCCUUUUCUUUAGGGUCUAGAAGGACGCUAUCGGUGAAUGUUAAAAGGUACAGUCACAAGUAUCUAGAGACUGAAAACCAUUCACAAAUCGAAACAGAGUGAUUUUUUUUCUUGCCCUUCUGUUUGGUCAAUCCAGCAGCUGAUAUGACUCUGUUUUAACAAAGAUUCUUUAAAGUUGAAAAAUUCCUAUAUGUGAAGUGAGGCUCACUUGAUUUCACCAUUGACAGACCAGACACAUUGACCUUCUGUUUGGUCAAUCCAGCAGCACAAAGGAGACCAACAAGAUCCUACAUAUUGUGCCGAGGGAUUGUGAGGACUAGAGUUUCGGACAGAAUGAAAUAGUUCAGCCAUAGUCUGAUUCCCAACCUGUCCUUUGCUUUGUAGAACAUUUCUUGUGAACGUUUUCUGUCCAGGUGCAGACUCUGUUGCAAGUUAACAUAAUCUGUGGCAGUUUUUGGUUUGAAACCUUUUUUUACUAAAUUCAAUCACAAUUCAAAAAGUUUUAAUUCUCUGCCUUUAGGGAAUGAAAGAUUUCCUAUUUUGCAGUAAAAACAAGAACAGCAAACUUAAUAGAUGCAUGCUGCUUGCACCCUUGGUAAUUUCUACUCUGUGAUGACCCCGCUCCAAACAUUUUUGCAGUUAUCAAGAAACAACAGGCUAGGCACAUAAACUGUUGCAUUUUGUUCUGAAAGCUUUAUUUUGCUAAAUUCAGUCACCCUGUCUUUAAAUUCAUGGUCUGACUCACUUGAUUAGAAUGAGUGACAAAAAAUAUCCACGGUAGCCAGAGAAGAAACAUGAGUAACAUUUUCACUUUAGAAUACAGGAACUCAGAGAUUAUUUCCCCAUUGAAAGAAAUAAUUGACACCAAAGUCACAUACAAGAUUGAUUGUCUGUCAAUUUUAUAUAUGCAUUAAAAAAAGGAAACAAUGGCUAUUGAAAUGAAGUAGUUUGCACUGAGUCACUGCACCUCUGUCUCUUCCCCUCAAUGAAAUCCAAAUGUUGCUGUGUACAUAUCUGGGACUGAUUGGUAGAAAUCAGGCUUUACUCAGAUGAAAUUUUCUACGUCUUUUGACUUAACCAGCAAGUCAGAAAUGUUACUUUGAGACUGAUCUACAUAUUUGCACCAAAGUUACUGAUAAUUCAUUUUUUUCUGGACAACUUCAUAUAUUUUGUGUAUCAGCAGAGGUGUUUUUGUACAAAAAUACUUUUUACAGACUUAU